AUGGAGAGGGAAGAGGAAGCGCAGAGAGAGGAGGUGGGAGAGGAGGAGGGAGAGGAGGAGGAGGAAGGAGAGGAGGGGGAGGAGGAGGAGUUUGGGGAGGAGGAGGAGAUGAGUGAGGAGGAGGAGGGGGAGAGCGAGGGAGGGGAGGGGCAGCGAGUGCUGUUCUUUAAUGACACGGACAGCAGCGUGGAUGGCGGCGACCGCCAUAGCUCUGGGCAUACGGACGGGGAUAACAGCAAUUAUGGUCGUGUGGAUGGGGGUGGCUGUGGGGGUGCGGACGGUAAUGUGGGUGGCCUCGCCGGGGGGAAUGGCGGGGGGAGUGGCGGGGGGAGUGGCGGGGGAAAGAGGCGCGCGAGGAGGCGCAGGGGCGGUGGCGGGAGAGGGGAGAGCGGGAGCAGGAGCGGGGGUAGAGGUGGGGAGGGAAUGGGGGGAAGCGUGGGUGGGAGCAUGGGGGGAAGCAGCGUCGGAGGAAGCUUCAGGGGGAGCAUUGGGGAAAGCAUUGGUGGCAGCAUUGGCGGAGGAAGCAUAGGGGGGAGCACGGGUGGAGGAAGUAGAGGGGGAAGCAUGGGCGGCAGUGGCAGCGCGGAGGAGGAGGAGGGCUCCUUAGACUACCCGCUUUCCCCCCGUUCCCUCUCCGGACGGUUCCUGGGUAGCGGGGGAGAGAGGGGCUGGAAGGAUGGACGAUGGAGUGAGGGUAGUGCGGAGGCAGAGGCAGUGGGGCUUGGAUGCGUGAAUGUUGGAGGCGAGUAUCUGAGGCCAGGCGGAGGUGGCGGCGGGAGUGCCAGUCUUGAAGAUGAGUACAUGCCGCUCAAGAAAGGGCCGGGGUGGUCGCCGCUUCAGCAGCAGACGCAUGAGCAUGGGCAUGAGCAUGAGCAUGAGCAUGAGCAGCAGCAGGCUCGUGGUGCGGUAGCUGAGAUGGUGGGAGACAGAGAGGAGCCGCGGAGAUUGCGUGGGCAGAGCUCGGCGCUGGCGGGAGAGGGGCGAGGGGAGCAGUGGGGCCGGGAAAGAGGAGGGGACGAGCUACGGGCGUACAGGCAAAGAGAUGAAGGUGGGGAUGGAGGAGAGCAUGAAGGAGAGGGUGGAGGAGAGGAUGACGAUGGGAGUGAAGGUGGCUCCCUUGCGGUGGAGCCAUACGAGUCCACUAGCGGACGCUCCUUGCCGCCCGAUGCGCCAUGCUUGCCGCCCGACGUGUCGUGCGACGCGGUGCAGAUUCCCAACGAGAUGCUCAUUGGGGAUGAGCUGGCGAUCCGAUUCACGCUCACCAACAACUCAACCUUCCCGUACGUGCUCCUCUCCCCCUCUGCGUGCCUCACUCUCUCUGCCCUCCCGCUGCAAGGAGAGGUGGAGGUGGUGGCUGCAGUUGAGUCUUCUCUUCCCGAUCUCUCCUGUUCCUCCCAUUUUUCUCUCUCACACUCUCUCAUCCUCCCCUCCCCUCCCAGGCUGCAAGGAGAGGUGGAGGUGGUGGCUGCAGUGGAGUGGGCGAGUGAGAGUGACAGCGAGAGGGACAACGCCAGGGGGGCUCUCACACCCGGCUCGCUCAAGCGGGGAGGCGAGAGGUCAGCAGGCACGAGGCAGCGGCGGGAAAAGCGGGAGUUCCUGCCGCCCCUCGCCGCCCACGAGAGCGUGACCAUCGACGUCCACCUGGCGCUUGACGAUUCGUCGCUGCCGGCGCCCUUCUCCCUCGCAUCGGUAUCGGCCGAGCUCGUGGCAAACGGACAGCGCUCCCACAAGCGGCGCAAGCAGGUGCGGCUGGUACCGGGGUAUGUGCCGGGCACGGCUGGCGGGGGCAGCAGUCCCACGGGGCAGUGGGUGGUGGGCGCAGGGGCAGCGGGGGGGCAGCAGCAGUGGGCGGAGGUGCUGUUGCUGACAGACGAGCGCUUCUCCUCCACUCAGUAUGGCGCCUGGCGCUCCAUCUGCUGCCUGCUCGGUGGAGGGACCCUCAUUUCUCCCCACUUCCCAAAUCCGCCCACCAGACUGCAGCACGCGGUGUGGGACAUUCGGUUGCAAAAGGGACUGCUCGCACCAGACGCUGCAACACCCACCGCAGCAGCAGCAGCAGCAUCAACGCCAGCAGGAGGGAGGGCCAGCCCCAACGCGCCCAGCACAUCAAACCCCAAAUCACCACGUUUUUCUGGCACCAGUACCAACACCAACACCAACACUGGCACUGGCAGCGACAGCGACCCUCCCGGGUGGCUCUCCCGACACGCUCUCGUCGUGCUCCCCCACGCGCCCCCCGCCUCCAAGCUCCCCCCGCUGCUGCUGCGCGUGCUGCCCCAGAUGGUCGCGACCAGGGGAGGCGUAUAUGGCGCCGAGACCGUGGGUGUGCUUAUAGGGGGGGUCUCUGCCGCCCAGCUGGCGAAUCACAUGCUGGAGCUGUCACAGACUCACCUGAAGGAGUUGACCCCAGGUGGUGGAGGAGGGGGGGUGGCGGCUGGGGGAGUGAUGUCAUGCUUUCUGCCGUUUGGACAGAGGAGUCCGGGAGGGGGUGGUGGGAGCGGCGGUGGCAGUGGGAAUGGUGUGGCGCUAGCUGCCACUGCACAGGCUCAGAAGCUCAGGGCUGAUCUACGAAGCGAGUUCCCCGAGUAUCGACACUUUGUGGAAAUCCAUCUGCCCCCGGACCAGCAGCAGCAGCAACCACAGACUCAGACACAAAAGAAACAGCAGAAGCAGCAGCGGAAGCAUCAGAAGGAGCAGCAGGAGAAGCAGGGGGAGGGGGGCAGCAUGGCUCGAGUGCGGGUCGCCCGAGGCCACCUGCCUUCUCUUUUCCGCCUGCAUGCCCUCCCUCUCGCCGCUGACAUCACUCUGCCGCCCACUUCCGAUACCCUCGCCGCCCCCCUGCCGACCACUGCCCAGCCCAUCACCUCCCACUCCCUCCCCUCCUUUCCCUCCUCCUCCCCCCCUAGCCUCACCCAGCCUCCCCGCUUCUCUGUGUCGUCUGAGCCUCCGGAACUGAGCCUGGUUCGCCGGAGGUCCGGUGGGAGGCCUGGGGUGGGUGGGGAUUAUUUAAUGGAUGAGGAGGAAGAGCAGGAGGAGAUGGAGAGUCAGAGGCUCGGGGCGGGCGCUGCAGGGGGAGAGGGGAUGGCGGGAGUGGGAGGGCUGCUGGCCAGGAAGGCGCUGACUGAUGUGUCUGAUAGGCUGCGCCUGGGGAAGGGGGAUCUGCGGCGGCUGGGCCCCGUGUUCCAACACUCGCAGCCGUGGCAGCAUGAACCAGAGCAGCAGAUGCAGCAGCAGCAGCAGAUGCAGCAGCAGCAGCAGAUGCAGCAGCAGCAGCAGAUGCAGCAGCAGCAGCAGAUGCAGCAGCAGCAGCAGAUGCAGCAGCAGCAGCAGCAGCAGCAGCAGCAGCAGCAGCAGCAGCAGCAGCAGUAUCAACACCAGAAUCAGCAGCAGCAGAUGCAGCAGCCCCAGCAGUGGCAGCAGCAGCAGCAGUAUCAGCAGCAGCAGCACAUGCAAUCCGCAGGUGCACCCACCCACACCAACCCACCCCACCCAUCCGCAUCCUCUGUGUGGAUCCCAGGCAGCUAUGAUGAAUCAGAGCCCUCCGACUCCCAGUACCAGCUCCGCACCACUAACUCUCUCCCGCACCACCCCCGCGCCUGGCCUGCCGAGCCUGGGCACUCUGGUUCAGGAGGCAGCAGUGGGGAGAGCUUUUGGGGCAGCGGAGGCAGGGGGCUUGAUGCUGCUGCCGCUGCUCCUGCUGCUGCUGGUUAUGGUGGUGAGGGUGGAAGGGAUGGUGGGGGUGGAGGGGGAGGGCAGGUGGGGCAGGCAAGAGGGUGGGCCAACGCAAAGGGCAAGAAGGUGCUGAGCGGGCCGCUGCUGUCACGAGGCAGGCGGCACGGCAACAGACGUGCCUGGAUGGGGCGCACAGGUGGCAUGGGCGGGGAUGCAGGGGGAGAAGCGGGGGGAGGAGGGGGAGGUCAAGCAUGGGGCGAUGGGGGAAUGGAGGGAGAAGAGGGCUCUGGGUAUGGUGGCGGUGCGGGUAUGGCCCCAGGCGCAGUUGGGGGGAUGACUGGCAGCAUGAACAGGAACCUUCCCAUGAACAGUAGCGCCCACAUGAACAGUACUACCCCCGAGAUGAUGCAGAAGAUGAUGUCUAUGAGCCUCCCCGGCUCGCUGCUGCAGGCUUUCGGGCACGGUCGGACUGACUCGGGUAACGAGCAACCUACCAUCGCUCGCACGCACACUGACUCGUCGAGACCUUCCCACCAGUCACGGCACCACCACCACCCAGUCCAGUACCAGCAGCAGCAGCAGCAGCAUGCCCAGCAACAGGAGCAGCGGCAGCAGCAACAGCAGCAAUUGCAGCAGCAGAAAUCGCCGCAGCAGCUAUCCAUUCAGGAACCACCAGUUGUGAGCCCGAACCAGACAAGCAGGCUCGGAAGCAGCUUCGGCAAGGUCCCGAGGCUGAUUCCGCUGGGCGGCGAAGACUCGGUGUAUGGAGCGAGUGUGAUGGGGGUGCUGGCAGCGCUGCCGAUGCAGGUGAAGGUGGAUGUGGUGUUCAGAGUGGUGCAGUGGGGUUCCAGCCACUUUGACCUGCCUUCCUUUGAAGGCUUUGUAGGGACGAAACCCAAGCGCCUCCCCCUGCUGCUGCUGGUUUCCUUGGCUAUUUAUGAAGAUUUGAUUCUGGAUUGUCGCAGCGGGUGGCGGGACAUGCCGCACUGCGCCGCCCUGCUACAGGUGAUAGAGAGGAGGGAGCGGGCGGCGGCGCCUGUCUGGGACUGGCCGCCCACUCAGCCGUGUGUGGAUGCUCUGAUGGCGCCUCUCAUGCUGCUGCACACCUAUCAGAUGCUGCCACGUGUCACCAGCUCCUCUUCUUCCUCCCUUCUCUCCUCCACCUCUUCCUCUUCCUCUUCUUCCUCCUCCUCAUCUACCACACUCACGCAUGAGCAGCAAACAGCAGUCUCACAGUACGUCGCACGGGCGGCAAAGCUCUUUGGCGCUGACGUGGCACCUGCUGACGUGGCGAUGCCGGACGGCCGCCAGCUGGCAGGGAUACGGCAGCAGCUGGAGGAGGCGCUGGCGGUGCUGCAGCCCCAUUGGUGGGAGGAGCACUGGGCGGCGGAGGAGGAGGUGGGGGUUGUGGUGGUGGAUGGGGAGGAGGACGAGGAGGAGGCGUGA
This is a messenger RNA of Closterium sp. Naga37s-1, 5118 nucleotides long. The record is from the annotation of a GenBank genome assembly. Lineage: Eukaryota; Viridiplantae; Streptophyta; Zygnematophyceae; Desmidiales; Closteriaceae.